Gekko japonicus is the source of this 1392-nucleotide messenger RNA. It is a transcript of the gene MANSC1, whose product is annotated as MANSC domain containing 1. The coding region runs from base 205 to 1392 and encodes 395 amino acids. The transcript has 4 exons. Lineage: Eukaryota; Metazoa; Chordata; Lepidosauria; Squamata; Gekkonidae. The record is from RefSeq and is a predicted model, not a curated record.
GAAGCCGGCGGCUCUUCCUGGCGGGCCUCCUCCAACACUUCCUCGGGUGGGUCUUCAGGGUGCCGACCCGUUUGCCCUGGAUUUCCGAAGCCGGCUGCCACGUCGGUUCUGCCGGUGCCUUAAAAUGACUACCUCUUGAGUUGAGAUGACCCCGUGCGGAUAAGAGGAAAGCCAUAAGGAGAAAGUCACCGUUGAAAGAAAGAGAUGUCCCCCCACCUCCCUUGGUGCUCUGUUUGCAUGGUGGCAAUGAUAUUCUGUGCUACGCUGGAGCCGUCGCAGAGUCAAGAUUGUUCCACAGAGAAGACUGAGAAUGCCACUGUUGAUCUCAAAGCGGCCCUCUCCAGAGGCGUCCGGGGGUCCGAUCCGGUUCACGUGGCAUCUUGGGAAGCGUGCGUCAACACUUGCUGUUUUGGACACAGCAUAUCAGGUGACAAGAAGUGCAGCUUAGUCAUCUUUAAGCCCCAAAAGAGAGGCAACGCCCCCAAUUGCUACCUGUUUCACUGCCCCACAGAGGGAGCCUGUCCAUUGAAGCAAGCAGUAGGACUGGUGACCUACAGAACAAUAAGAGAUGCAGAAGUUCCGAAACCAACUUCUUCCCUAAACAAGUCCCUGGAUCUAAUUGCGAAUGGGAGUUUUGCGUCUCCGAAAGCUGUCCUGAUUGGCACUUCUGGUCCAACAACCUCUCCAAACUGGCUGGGUUCUUCUCCAAAGUCUCCUGCCUCGAAGAUGAUGAAAAUACUCUUGAGCCAGAUAGAGGGACCUGUAGAUAAGAGUCACAGGCACUCUCACCACCCAGAAGGUGAAGGGGCAAACCCUUCAGAAAGUUUAGAUUCUUUGCCAACACAUCAAACCGUUAGUUUGGUGACCCCAACAGAUUCUCCUCGGGACCUAGUUCCCAUCAAACAAUCCACUGUUGAACUACCUGCUGUUACGCCUUCCAACCAGGCAAGGCUUGUGGCCACUGUUCCUCCUAGUAAUGCAACAGCCACUAGGCGUGCCACGGCUGACUACGGGAAUGCAUAUGUGGCAACUGUGAGUCCGAGAAGAAGCAGCCCUGCUCCCCAGCCGACAGCCACUUCCCAAGUGAAAGCCAGCAGCCUCAGCCCUCUGCCUCCCAGCCUGUCCAAGAAGGGUUCAUCAGCUGCGUCACACAAGGCCCACCUUAGUCAUGGGCAACUGAGCAGGGAGGGCGCCACGCUUAGCAGGCCUCCGGGUGAGACGCACGCCUCCUACUUGGGCGACAGAAGUGUCCUCCUAGCUGUGUUGCUUUUCGGGGUGAUAUUUCUGCUCUUGGCUCAAGUGGCAAUAGGCCGGAAACUGCUGGAAUCUCUUCGGCACAGGCGCUACUCUAGGCUGGACUACCUGAUCAACGGCAUGUACGCCAACGUAUGA